Messenger RNA from Ambispora gerdemannii, 693 nucleotides. The record is from the annotation of a GenBank genome assembly. NCBI's taxonomy places the organism in Eukaryota, Fungi, Glomeromycota, Glomeromycetes, Archaeosporales, Ambisporaceae.
AUGACUCAACAACUCACAGCAAUUGUCCAAAAGGCAUCAAGGGCCCACUCCGCAACUGUUUUCUUCUUUCACGGUCUUGGUGACAGUGGGAGUGGUUGGUCGCCUGUAGGCACACAAAUAUCUCGAGAAGUUCCUCAUGUUAAAUUCAUUUUCCCGAAUGCCCCUGAUAAACCAAUAACUAUUAAUGGUGGUGCUGUAAUGCCUGCAUGGUAUGAUAUUCAUGCGUUAGGUGAUAUUAAUAAUAUGAUGAAAUCACGCGAAGAUGAACAAGGAUUGCUAGCAUCAAUUGCAGCAGCGAAUAGUCUAAUACGAGAAGAGAUUGGUUCUGGAAUUCCAUCAAAUCGUAUAGUAGUUGGUGGAUUCUCACAAGGUGGAGCUAUGGCCCUUGCCAUUGGUUUAACUUCCGAAUAUCCAUUUGCUGGAAUAAUUUCGUUAAGCGGAUACAUUCCAUGUAGAAAAAAGAUUUUAAUGAUGUCAACGGAAACUAACAAAAAAACGCCAAUCUUUAUGGGACAUGGUGACUGGGAUAUGGUUGUGCCGCAUCAAUUUGGUAAAGAAACUUCGAAUUUGCUCCAAGAGAAUGGAUAUUCUGUAAAUUUCAAAACCUAUGAGGGGAUGGGGCAUUCAUCUGAUGUAGAAGAGAUAAGAAACGUCACAGAAUUUCUUAAGCGAGUGAUCCCUGCUCUUAAUUAG